This is a messenger RNA of Trichoderma virens Gv29-8, 1632 nucleotides long. RefSeq lists its product as uncharacterized. The record is from RefSeq and is a predicted model, not a curated record. Lineage: Eukaryota; Fungi; Ascomycota; Sordariomycetes; Hypocreales; Hypocreaceae. The transcript has 2 exons. The annotation marks the transcript as partial.
GACAAAAUAGUUCAGGAUCUCAACAAGGCCCGCGCUGGGGUCGUCAAAAUAUUCCAAAACGCUGGCAUCGUCGGCUUAGCUACCCACGUCAUAUUUCAAGGCAAAAUUAUAUGGACAGCAAACAUGGGUUACGAGAAUCUCCAAUUCAAAGUGCCCAUGGAUUCGAACACCAUUCUCCCCAUCGGCGCUUUGAGUCAAGGCUUCACAGCGGCUUGCGUGGCUCAGCAGGUAUACAGAGGAGAGUUAAGCUAUGAUACCAAAGUUUCAGCUAUUUUCCCCCAAGUUAAAAACAAGGAUGCAACGAUCGGUGAUCUUCUCGGCCAUCGCACAGGACUUCAAACACCUGAUAACCUGCUACAGGCGAAGUAUGCUUGUCGUUUCAGCAUGGAUUGGGGCCCAAUAGACAAAUUUGUACAGCUAUUCAAUGAUCUUCAGCCUCAGGCGAAUCUACGAUCUCAAUUCCUUCACAAUAGCAUAGGAUAUGCUCUGCUCGGAGGGGUCGUUAGAACGAAAAAUAACUAUUACUAUGUGAGACAACUGAAAGAGAAUAUUCUGGAACCUCUCCAAAUGGCUCAUACCAAAACGGUAUGGCUAGAAAAACAUCAGUCGGGACCAAGGUACAGUGCUGGGUCUAAUGGCUCGCAGUAUGCCCAUGAAGUAGUGAAUUGCCUUGACACGGAAGAUUUUCAGCUAUCAGCGGCUGUUGGAGGCAUGACCAGCACCACAAAUGAUUUGGCCAAGUACUGUAUCGCUCUGAAUAAAGCAUGGAAACGCCGUGGUCCUGCAGCAGAUGAUGAGGCUCGGAACCUCAGAGGCAAUGAGGUGUUUCCUGAUGUGGAUUUGCUGUUCAACCCGCUCCAACCCAUGGGAGACAUUGCAACCGAUGGAAAGGCAAAGAAAAACCAUGCCGCCGGCUGGGCGACUUGCACCCUACCUGCUGCCAUUGGCGAUAUUGGAAUCAACCCAGGACUGAUAGACAUGCCAAUUCUCGGAGGCGGCAGCGCUCCAGUCAGGAUGAUCUGGAAUCAGGGCAUGUACGACUGUGCCAACGCUUUUGUCGCCCUGCUGCCGGAAUACGAAGCCGCAGUCAUAGUGUUGGGCAAUACGACGACGGGGAGUGACACGGCAGACUGGAUUGGGCAGCAUUUGAUCCAGGCACUUCUGGACAGUCCCUGCAAGAAUGACUACCCCUUCCUCGCUUCAAUGAGCGCACUCAACGCGCGCCAGAAGUACUGGGAGCUCGUUGCUAAAUUAGAACAAGGCCGACAAACCAAAGGGCCUCAGAGGCCUCUUGACCAGUAUAAAGGUUUGUACCGAAACGCUUCGGACGAAGAUUUAGCAAAGGGGGGCAAAAAAAGAAGAAAGAGCCCUCUCAUGAUCUGUUUCACAGGGAGUAUUCUCCCAGAGCAUCCACUACAUUAUCAUCAUGGAGAUACCUUUACAUGGCUCCAGUCGUGGAAUAAAAUGCUCAAGGGUGAGUUUCGUGUCAGCUACCAUCCAGAGUAUUACUCUAUCCGGUUCCAGCCAAACAAAGACGGUAGCGGAAUAGACUCGUUCGUUUGGGUCAAUGAUCCAGCGAAGCCUGAAGGGGAAGUCUUUACUCGACAUCCUGCAUGGUGGGAACUAAUUUGA